Bombyx mori (domestic silkworm) is the source of this 3707-nucleotide messenger RNA. It is a transcript of the gene mus312, whose product is annotated as structure-specific endonuclease subunit SLX4. Gene Ontology annotation, cellular component: nucleus; Slx1-Slx4 complex. Gene Ontology annotation, biological process: resolution of meiotic recombination intermediates; DNA replication; DNA repair. The record is from RefSeq and is a predicted model, not a curated record. Lineage: Eukaryota; Metazoa; Arthropoda; Insecta; Lepidoptera; Bombycidae. Bases 1683 to 3629 code for a protein of 648 amino acids. The transcript has 6 exons.
UUAGGUAGGACGAUGUCUGAUUCGAAACGGCUAUUAAACCACCGUUAUUACACAUUAAACCUGAAGAGACGAACGAAGAACUUUUUAGUUUUUAAUGCCAAAACCUUGAAGGUAAAAUUAAUUUAAAACGAAACGCCCAAAAUGGCUAUCGGAAUUGAUACGUCAAAGUGGAAGCCAAGAAAAAUAUCAGGAACUCCUGCAGGAAAAUUUGGUAGUGCAAUUGCUAUCGGUAGCUUAUUAAUAGGAGCAGGAUGUGGCUUUUAUUUUCAUAAUGCGAGCAUAACACAGAAUCUUCGUCGAGCUGCAGAAAAAUUAUAUGAGGAUCCCAUAGAAGAGGUGGAAAGGAGAUUAUUGAUAGCCAGCGGCCUACCAAAUAGAACUGGUGAUCAGAUACGUGCCCUAAUAGAUGGAUAUGAGCGCCCCGAUAGGCCGGAUAAAUAGAGAAUGUGUGAUAGUAGUAAUAAUAGGUAAUGUGCUUAUAAAAAAACAAGUCUCUAUUCAAUGAUAUGAAUAUUUACAGUAAAAUGUGAAUUAUUUUAUUUAUAACAGAACAGUGAAUGCUGCGAAUGAUUAGAUAAUUUAGUUCAAGCCAUCUCUAAGAAGAGAAUGAUAGUAAAUGAUUGUUCAGGAAUUAAUCUACCAAUUUUGUAAAAUAUUAGAAAGUCAUAAAUAAAAUUUAUCUGUAUUAAGAAUCAUUAAAUGAAUUAAAUCAAUUAAAAAAAUUAACAAAAUAUUGUUAACAUUUUGUUCUCAGAGAUUUCUGUCACACCGUGUAUUCAUUGUUUGAGAAUAUCAGAAUCAUUAAAAUACAGUAUGUACAUAUGAUAAUAAACUAUUAAACUACACAAAUUGUUUUAUUUGUUGCCAGCACUAAAGACAAGAAUGUGAUAAGUAAAUAUUUCACGAGAGCAGCAGAUGAGAGUCUUGAAGAUUUUAAAGAAACUAAGAGAAUCAUUACCUGCCCUAAAAUUAUAAAGCCUGCCAGGAAACAGAGAAAUAAUGGAAAAAGAAUCUGCAAGCAGAAAGACAUAAGGACUUCUUUAAAAAGAAAGAAUAAUGAGUUAAUUGAGUUUAGUAAAGAAUUUAAUAAUGUUUGCGAGAAGACAGGUAUUGAUGUAGAUUCAGAACAGUUGCAGUUGGCAGUAGCUUUAUCAAAGUCUCUUCAAGCUGAAUCUUCAGAUGUAAAUCCACAGAAUUUUCGAAAUUCCCAAGAAAGAACUAAAAAAAUACAUGCAACAUUACAGGAAUAUGGUUUUGUUGUACCAGAAAUUAAAAUAACAACAUCAAAAAAAAUCAGGAAAAAUAGAAAACAGUAUAAACUGAUUUCUCUUUCAGAUAUAGAGAAACAACAAAACAUAUCUGAGAAAUAUUCUUGUGUAUUAUUAGAAGAUAUUGACCGUAUAGAUCACAAAAUAGAAUCUAAUAUUAGUAAUAGUCAUUUAUAUAAUCUAGCAACUAAUGUUUCAUAUGAACAUAUAAAGGAUAAUGGUAUAUUUUAUGUAGAAAACUUAUUAGAAAAAUCUACAAGUGCAUUUAAUUUAUUAAGAGACUGGACUGAAAUACCAGGGAGGCCAGUUAGCCCCAGAAUUGCCAAUAAUUUUAUCAGCUUUAGUGAUAUAGAUUGCAGUCAGAGUGAAUUAGACGAUUUAUUAAGUGGUACAUUCAAAAGACGAACUGAAAUCAUGGUUUUUAAAACAAACAAUGCUCCAAAAUAUUCAGGAGAUGAAGAGAAAAGGAGUAACAAUAAACCAGAAGAUAAUAUUGUUAUAGAAAGUGUAACUCGACACAGAUGUUAUUCGCCAGACAUAUUUGAUGAUGAAUCUUUGUUAAUGGAUAAUAGUCGACAUGCUCAACUUAUAUCACAAGAGAAACAUAUUAGUAUGGAUUUAACAGAAUGCUUGAAUCAUGUAUCUCAAAUUACAUCGAAAAGCGCAAUCAUGGAAAAUAAAAAUAUAACUAGAAGGAGGUCCGAUGAUUUUAUGGACAUGACUGAAUGUGUGUCAAGUUCAAAAACUGUUGUAAGUAAAAUUGAUUUAACUGUUGACCAUAUUAAUAUCAUAUUAGAAGAAAACCACACAGAAGAUGAUUUAGAAAAGCCUAGUAUGCCAAGAAAUAGUAAAAAUAAUCUGGAUAUUGAUGUUAUAGAUGUUGAUGAAUAUACUAGAACUCUGUCCAAUAAAAGGUUUGAAACAAAAGAAGUAUUAGAUCUCACACAAGACAAAGUAAUUUCUGCUAAAAGAGAAAGUUUAUUUGAUGAUUUUAUUCAUGAUCAUGACAGCAAAGAAAAUGUGACUAUUGAAGUGCCUUUUCAAUAUUCAGAAGCAAGUAACAAUAUUGAAAGUCGAAAUUUAGAUAAUGGUAAUGAAGAAAUCGAUCUAACUCAGAGCCCUGAAUUGCUAAAUGAUACUGAUGAUAUAGAUUUAAAAAAAGCAAAAAACAAUACUGAACAUGAAAAUUAUUCAAAAAAUCAUACUUUAAAUGAUUCUAUAGAAAACGAAAAUGCAGAGGUAUUUAAAGAAAUUGUAAAAGAUUGUGAAGAAGAAAUCGAUUUAACACAAUCCUCAAAUUCACCCAAUGGCUCUGACAGGGAAUCUCCAAAUCUAUGUUUGAGUGCACUUGGUAAAAUGGACAAUAUUUCUAUAGAUUAUGAUGAAAUUCAAAGUGGAAAACAUACAGUUUAUUCAUCAAAUGAAAAUUCCUCAAAAAUAGACCCUAUUGAAAUUCAGGAUGUUGAACUUAGUCAAAAGUCUGAAAUAUUUGAAAUACAUGACAAUGAAUUGGAUUAUUCAUUGAAUAAAUCUAGAUUUGAGAAUUCUGAUAAAGCCAAACUAACAUAUCUAGAUAAAAAAGUUCAAAAUCAAGAAUCAUUUGAAAGUGAAACAGCCGAUAAGCAGAAAGAUGAUGUGGAAUUUAAUGAUAAUGAAUAUACUUCUGCAAUUAAUUUACAAAAUGAAGUAUUGAGUUCAAAUAGCGUAACUCCUUCAAGAGAAAAAAAUAUUUUUAGAACAGAAACACCAAAAAAUAAUGAUUUCAUAAUAAAAUUGGACGAAGUAACUCCGAUGCAAGAUUAUGCAUCAAUGACCAGUCCAGAGAGAAACAGGGAAUUAAAUAAGUACGGAUUAAAACCCUUGAAGAGGAAAAGAGCCGUACAACUCUUGACCCAUCUCUACAACCAAACUCAUCCUUUGGUCGAAGAGAUGCCAGUUGACGUAAUAGCAUCACCAUCGAAAAAACGCAAGAGAAAUAGCCCGAAAGCAAUAAGAAGUGCCAAGAAGGAUUCUCCCAUCAAGCACAAUGUGAAUAUAGAGGAUUGCUAUGAAGUUACGAAUGAAACGCCCGUGAUAAGAGAAGUGGAAUGUCACUCCGACGAUUGGAUGUUUCAAAAAAAGGAAAGAGCAAAGGUGCACUCAUGCAGACUCCCUCUGCACAUAGCAUUCCACAACUACGUGUCGUGUCGUAACGGACUUCGGGAGGCGAUUCUGAAAUACGACCCGGUCAAUAUAGAUGUUAUUCACAAAGAAUUAGCCGGCUACGGUCACAGAUAUGAUCCCAAGGAUCUUCUCAAGUUUCUGGAUAAGAGAUGUAUAACAGUGAAGACGAGUGAUAACGCCAAGAGUUCAAGACACUAAUGUCAAGUAACAUGAAGAAGAAUGACGAAAUGCAAUUUGUUCAUCAUGUGAAUGUAAAUAUAGAGUAUUUUAACUAAA